AUGACCGUACUAAUGGGCCUCCUCUCAAGAAUGUCCAACCUCUCCGCCCUCAAAGACUUCCUCUCCUUCCUCGCCACCGUCUCCGGAGACCUCUCCAACAUCACCGCCCCACCUUUCAUCCUGGCCUCGCAAUCCCUCACCGAGUUCCCCGCCUACUGGGCCGAGCGCCCCUCCCUCUUCGCCGCCAUCGCCAACACCACCUCCCCAGCAGAACGCAUGCUCCACGUCCUGCAAAUCUACCUUACAUCCCUCCAACGCCAGUACUACAUCGGCAAGCCCGUCUCUGAGGGGACCAAGAAGCCCCUGAACCCGUUCCUGGGGGAGCUCUUCCUCUGCGAAUGCCAAGACGGCGACAACAAAGUCGAAGUCAUUUGCGAGCAGGUCUCCCACCAUCCGCCGACGACGGCGUGCUUCAUCCAGGACAAGUCCAACGGCGUGCGUGCUGAGGCGUAUUCGACGCAGCACACUACUCUAUCGGGCACGUCUGUCGUGGUAAAGCAGUCCGGGCACGCGAUAUUGACAGUCGAUCGGCAUAACAAGGAGAGCUAUCUCUUCCCAUUCCCGGACGUCUACGCGAAAUCAAUCUUGACGGGAAGUCCGUACCCGGAGCUGUAUGGAACGUACACCAUCUUCUCCACAUCAGGCUAUACGGCCGAAGUGACGUUCGGUGGGAAGUCGAAGAACCCGUUCAGCAGCUCCUCUCGCAACGAAUUCGAAGCGGUCAUCUACAACUCCAAAUCCACAGACCCAUCCUCAAAGAAAUCGCCACUCUAUACCCUCAAGGGCAUCUGGAGCGACAGCUGGACCAUCACCAACCACGCCGACAACACAACGCAGACAUAUAACCUCUCCGACCCAGCCAAUAAGCCCGCACCCAUGACCCUCCCCCAACAAUCAUCACCAUGGCACUCCCGCCGCGCAUGGGCGGACGUCGCGUCGGCGCUCCAGAAAGGCGAUUUCUCGGCUGCACUGGAAGCCAAGUCAAAAUUAGAAAACGCGCAACGAGAGAUGCGGAAACGGGAGAAAGCGAGCGGCCAAACAUGGCAGUCGGCGUUCUUCCGAAAGGUAGAUGAACGGGAAGAAGGUGCGUUAAUGGGGCUAGUAGAUGCGAGCGGGCUCGACGAGAAGAGCAUCAUUGGCAAUGACGGGUGCUGGCGGUACGAUCCCGCGAGAGCAGAGAAAUUCAGGCGGGUGAAGUUGGGUGGCCAAGUUCGCCAUACGGAUGAGAUGGUGCCAGGGAGGAAUUGA
This is a messenger RNA of Cyphellophora attinorum, 1248 nucleotides long. Its product is annotated as Protein kes1. The transcript has a single exon. Gene Ontology annotation, molecular function: oxysterol binding. The record is from RefSeq and is a predicted model, not a curated record. Gene Ontology annotation, cellular component: membrane; cytosol; intracellular membrane-bounded organelle. Bases 1 to 1248 code for a protein of 415 amino acids. Gene Ontology annotation, biological process: endocytosis; piecemeal microautophagy of the nucleus; maintenance of cell polarity. NCBI's taxonomy places the organism in Eukaryota, Fungi, Ascomycota, Eurotiomycetes, Chaetothyriales, Cyphellophoraceae.